CGCGACAUUAAAGCAUUCCCAAAACACCGAGUUCCCGCGCGCAAUCUCGAUGACACUGGCCAGCAUUCAACCAGAAGAGCAAGUAAAUUGUGAUGGAUACAGUGAACUCGACUGCCCUCGCGGCGGCGACGGCUGUGGCGGGAACCGUCGACCGUCAUCCCAACCCGCUGUCGUCGGCCGUUGCUGCAGCUAGCGAUGUCGCCAACGCCCAUGGCUCGUCUUCGUGGCUCGGCCUCUUCGCGAGGCUAGUUCUCUGGAUUCUGCAGUUUGUCUCGAUGGUGCUUUACUAUGCAAUCAAGCUGGCCACCAUCUCGGUCCCUACACUGCUGUACACCCUCUUCUCGACGAGCUUGACGGUCACCAUGAAUGCGACAACUCUGAUGCUCAUCAUUGCGGCCAUGAUAGCCGCCAUCAGCUGGGUUGUCCGUUACCGCUACCUCAACAUGUACUCGCGGCUGCCCCCCGAACCCCAGCGCAAGGAGCCGGACGUCGACCUCUUCCCCGACAGCCACGAAGAGGGCAUCAAGCCCGGCCUGUCCAACUACUUUGACGAAUUUCUCAGCGCCAUCAAGAUCUUCGGCUAUCUCGAGCGGCCUGUAUUUCAUGAGCUGACCCGCAGUAUGCAGACCCGGAAGCUUAUCGCCGGCGAGACAUUCAACCUAGAGGAGGAGAAAGGCUUCUGCCUCGUCGUCGACGGCCUGGUGGAGAUUUUUGUCAAGUCAUCAAAUUACAGCCGCCGCUACGCUCACAGUCCUUACGCCGCGAGCGAGGCGCCUUCUAGCGACGACGAACACCCUGCCCCUGGACAGCAACGAUACCAGUUGCUGACCGAGGUCCGAAAUGGCGCUCCCAUGUCGUCGUUAUUCUCGAUCAUGUCUCUCUUUACCGAAGACGUCCCGCUGCGGCAAACAGAUGAAGACGGGUCGGAGCCCGGCACCGCUCAGCAUAGUGCCCUCUUUUCAAACUACCCUCAGAGUGCAGAUUUUCGAAGACCUCCGGUCAGAUCGGACUCGCUCCCGCCCACUCCUCAUCCGGAGGAGUCUGCAUCGAACUCGGUAGAGAACCUGCCUGAGCACCUCGACCCUAGCCUCCCCCGUGUUCCCCCCAUCUCCCUUGACGGCAAUGGCUUCCCCAAAUCUCAGAGACCGGUUCCCAAGAGGAUUAGCACUACUUCGGCUCAUCCCGACAUUAUCGCGAGGGCGACGGUAGACACGACUGUUGCGAUCAUCCCUGCUAGCGCCUUUCGACGAUUGAUCAAGAUCUAUCCCAAGGCCACAGCACAUAUCGUUCACGUCAUUUUGUCACGCUUUCAGAGGGUUACUCUUGCAACCGCAUACAACUAUCUCGGCUUGUCCACCGAGGUCCUGCAAAUAGAGCGCCAGAUGCUCAAGUACACGACCCACCAACUCCCCAACCAUCUCCGUGGGGAUGCUCUCGACAGACUCAAGGAAAAGUUCAGGCGAGAGAGGGAGCGGAUCGGCGAGGUGGAUGUCAGCAAGGGAAUAGCUCUGCACAAUCCUCGCGCCGGCCGCCGGCGCCGUUCGACAGCCGGUCUUCGGAAGGAGGCAGCGUUGCAGGCUUUCUCCAAGCAGCGUACUCUCUCCAUGGCUGGCUCGUCGUCUCUGGUGGUCCCUAGUGCGGGAGAUCUUGCAACGCACCUGCAGCAGUCGAGAGGAGGCGCCAGCAGAUCGCAGAGCGUUGCUUUUACCGAUGGAUCGGCUUCUCAGUUCGAGCUGCGGAGAGAAGCCACGUCUCCUCUGGCUCAGCGGUCCUUCGACCCGUUUGCGACUCAGCGAAAUGUCCAUAUUCCGCUCGACAAGAGAGACACGAUGGACGAGGACAACUUAUUCCGCGAGUCGAUCCUCGAGUGUAUGUUCAGGGCCAUCGGCCUGACCGGAAACAGCGGUCUGAAUAAGGACACGGAUUCGAACCAGGCCUCGCCACGGCUCAUAUCGCUUGAACAGCGACGCCAGAAAACGCACUUUACCAACCACGCCUUUGGCUUCAUGGAUGGGCUUGAUGGAUCGUUCGACGGCGAGACCGAGUCAAUGACGUCCGCAUCCAUGCCUUCUUCGCCAAACCCACAGAUUCUGGCGCAAGACAUGCAGGACGAGAUGGAGAUCGUCUUCUUCCCCAAGGGGUCGGUGUUGGUGGAACAAGGAGAGAGGAACCCCGGUCUAUACUAUGUCGUGGACGGCUUCCUGGACAUCUGCACCCGAGAGAUUGCUUCAUCCUCCGACGCCGCCCAUGCUCAUGGCAGGUCAUCGAUCUAUGCUAUGGACAACGCCCAGCCACGCUAUCCCUCACACCGGUUUGCGGACCCUAUGCGCAGUGGCGAUAAUGUAGACGGCGCCGAAGCUAGACCCAAGACGAGUCGCCGAAGUGUUGGCUUGAUCAAGCCCGGUGGCCUCGCCGGUUACGUCGGUACCAUCUCGUCGUACAGGUCCUUCAUCGAGGUCGUGGCGAAGACGGACGUCUAUGUCGGCUUCCUCCCGCUCGCAUCCAUUGAGAGGAUUGUCGACAAAUAUCCCAUUGUCCUCCUCGCCAUGGCGAAGAGGCUGACCAAUCUGCUUCCCCGGCUGAUUCUGCACAUCGACUUCGCCCUGGAGUGGCUGCAGGUCAACGCCGGCCAGGUCAUCUACCACGAGCGAGACGAGAGCGAGGCCAUCUACAUUGUGUUGAACGGGCGCCUGAGAUUGGUCGAAGAUCGGAAGGGCGGCGGUAUGAAUGUCAAGGCCGAAUUCGGCCAGGGCGAGAGUGUUGGCGAGCUCGAGGUGCUCACCGAGUCCUCCCGCUCCGGCACCCUGCACGCCAUACGGGAUACGGAGCUCGUCAAGUUCCCCCGCACGCUGUUCAAGAGCCUGGCUCAAGAGCACCCGAAUAUUACCAUCAAGAUCUCAAGGAUCAUCGCGUCCCGUAUGAGGGCGCUGAUCGACGAUCCGUCGACGAUGCUGGGCUUCAAGGAUCCUUCCGGCAGGAGCUCGGUAAACAAGAGCUCGACCACGCUCAAUCUGAGGACUGUUGCCAUCUUGCCCGUCUCUGCUGGCGUGCCCGUAGCGGAGUUUGGCAAUAGGCUGCUCAAUGCUUUGACCGAGGUCGGAACUCCAAACGGCGCCACGUCGUUGAACAGCGCGGCCGUCCUGAACCAUCUCGGGAAGCACGCAUUCAACAGAAUGGGCAAGCUCAAGCUAUCGCAGUAUCUGGCGGACCUGGAGGAGAAGUACGGACUCGUGAUCUACGUGGCCGACACGAAUGUCAACGCUCCUUGGACACAAACCUGCAUCGCACAAGCCGACUGCGUCCUCCUAGUCGGCCUGGCCGAUGGCUCCCCCGAAAUCGGAGAGUACGAGCGCUUCAUGCUCGGCAUGAAGUCCACUGCGAGGAAGAUUCUCGUACUCAUUCAUCAGGAACGCGACUCCACCCCGGGUCUCACGAGGAAGUGGCUCAAAAACCGGGUUUGGAUCAACGGAGGCCAUUUCCACGUGCAGAUGACCUACAGUCCCAACGCGGUGCCGAUCCACCCGCCAGCCAAGCCGGGGGGCCCGAGUCUCCGGGAACGAGUUCAGGUUCUGCAAGCCGAGAUCCAAAAGUACACGUCCAGGAAAUUGCGGCACAGCCCCUUCUACUCUCCCGACGCGCCGUUCAAGGGCGAUUUCCACCGGCUGGCCCGGCGUCUGUGCGGCAAAUCCGUAGGCUUAGUCCUCGGCGGGGGCGGCGCGAGGGGCCUCGCGCACAUUGGCAUCAUCCGGGCGAUGCAGGAGGCCGGCAUCCCCAUCGACAUUGUGGGUGGCACCUCGAUUGGCGCCUUCAUCGGCGCCCUGUACGCGCGGCACGCCGACUUUGUGCCGAUCGUGAACGCGGCCAAGAAGUUCUCGGGCCGCAUGGCCAGCGUGUGGCGGUUCGCGCUCGACCUGACGUACCCGUCGGCGUCGUACACGACGGGCCACGAGUUCAACCGGGGCAUCUUCAAGGCGUUUGGCAACACGCAGAUCGAGGACUUCUGGCUCGACUACUACUGCAACACGACCAACAUCUCCAAGUCGCGGGCCGAGUUCCACACGAGCGGGUACGCGUGGCGGUACGUGAGGGCGUCCAUGUCGCUGGCCGGGCUGCUGCCGCCGCUGUGCGACGAGGGCAGCAUGCUGCUCGACGGCGGCUACGUCGACAACCUGACCGUGUCGCACAUGAAGUCGCUCGGGGCCGACGUCAUCUUCGCCGUCGACGUCGGCGCCCUCGACGACGACACCCCGCAGGCCUUUGGCGACUCGCUCUCGGGCCUGUGGGCCUUCUUCAACCGGUGGAACCCCUUCUCGUCGGUGCCGAACCCGCCCACGCUGGCCGAGAUCCAGGCGCGCCUGGCCUACGUCAGCAGCGUGGACGCGCUCGAGCGGGCCAAGACGCUGCCGGGCUGCAUCUACAUGCGGCCGCCGGUGGAGGAGUACGGGACGCUCGAGUUUGGCAAGUUCAACGAGAUCUACGCCGUCGGCUACGAGUACGGGCAGGAGUUUCUGGCGAAGCUGCGGGAGCGCGGGGUGCUGCCUCUCGGGGAGGAGAUGGGCGGCAAGAAGGCGCUCAGGAGGACGAUGGCGCCGAGGAGGGCAAGCAUAUAGUUGGAAUUAUUGGGUGUUGAUUGCUUUUUUUACUUGUUUUGUCUUUGUUCCUUUCCCCUUCCUUUUCUUACUACAUUUCUUUCUUCUCUCUCAACAAUUUUUCUUGUUCAGCAGGCGAGGUGUUGGAUCUAGCAUUGCUCGGUGUUCUCUG
Messenger RNA from Thermothelomyces thermophilus ATCC 42464, 4761 nucleotides. RefSeq lists its product as uncharacterized. The transcript is spliced from 3 exons. Gene Ontology annotation, cellular component: endoplasmic reticulum. Gene Ontology annotation, molecular function: phosphatidylcholine lysophospholipase A1 activity. Lineage: Eukaryota; Fungi; Ascomycota; Sordariomycetes; Sordariales; Chaetomiaceae. The coding region runs from base 93 to 4610 and encodes 1505 amino acids. The record is from RefSeq and is a predicted model, not a curated record. Gene Ontology annotation, biological process: phosphatidylcholine metabolic process.